Coregonus sp. 'balchen' is the source of this 4119-nucleotide messenger RNA. The record is from the annotation of a GenBank genome assembly. Lineage: Eukaryota; Metazoa; Chordata; Actinopteri; Salmoniformes; Salmonidae.
AUGCAUACCCUCGGUAUGGUGGGCUACAGUAAGUAUCAGUAAUGCAGCCCAUUGGAGGACCAAUAUAAAGGUCCACCGGUAAGUACUGUACAGAGCCAGCCCUUAGCAGAACAGUCUUUCUUUGUCAAUGGCCAUAUCAUCCCAUUUUAUCACCGCAAGUCAAGUCCAAACUGAAUGCCAAGUGUUAUAGCCUAACUUUUUUGAAUUCUUCCUUUACAUUCUGAACAGCUAAAUCACAUCAAAUCAAAUCAAAUUGUAUUGGUCGCAUACACAUAUUUAGCAGAUGUUAUUGCGGGUGAAUAACAAAAUGCUUGUGUUCCUAGCUCCAGCAGUGCAGUAAUAUCUAACAAUUCACAACAAUACACACAAAUCUAAAAGUAAAAUAAUGGAAUUAAGAAAUGUAUAAAUAUUAGGACGAGCAAUGUCGGAGUCUGGAGUAUAAAUAUACAUACUGUACAUAUGAAAUGAGUAAAAGAGUAUAUAAACAUCAUUAAAGUGACCAGUGUUCCAUUAUUAAAGUGACCAGUGAUUCCAUGUCAAUGUACAUAGGGCAGCAACCUCUAAGGUGGACAGCUAAGCAGCCGAGCUAUAGGAAAUGUAAGAGUUGUUCCUCUUCCCUUCCUUCUUCUGAUGUAAAACUCAAUGCCCCCCCCCCCCCCCUCUCUCUCUCUCUCUCUCUCUCUCUCUCUCUCUCUCUCUCUCUCUCUCUCUCUCUCUCUCUGUCUUUGUGUCAUCUUAUAGGAAAAGAAGACUAUGUGGCGACCUUCAAGGGAUCCGAGUUCUUUUGCUACGACCUGUCCUUGAACCCGAUCCAGAGCAGCAGCGACGAGAUCACCCUGUCCUUCAAGACAUUACAGAGGAAUGGUCUAAUGCUUCACACGGGGAAGUCUGCAGACUAUGUCAACCUCGCCCUGAAAAACGGAGCCGUGUCGCUGGUCAUUAAUUUGGGGUCUGGAGCCUUUGAAGCUCUGGUGGAACCGGUCAAUGGGAAAUUCAAUGACAAUGAUUGGCAUGAUGUCAAAGUUACAAGGAAUCUACGUCAGGUAACAGUACAGCGGGUGACUGCCAUGGAGACUUAGUAGUAAACUAAUUUGGAUGAGCCAAAUUUGAUUGAAUUUGAUCAUUACAAUCAAACUAUUUAACUAUUUUGGAAUAAGUAUUUGGAUUGACUAUACUAAUGAUUUGAUCUGUAGUUAAGACAUGAGGAAGGCGGUGAUGCAUUUCAGCAGGGACACAUAUAGACCAAUGGUUGGCAUCAAUAGAGGACAGACCAUGGAAUAUCAGAGUUAUCAAUAGUGGAAAGACCAUGUGAAAAAGAACGUAGCUCUUACCGAGCGUCACUUUGUUCAGAAAAGCUGAUCUCUGAGUCAUCAAUUUCUUGGCAGCUUUUCCCUCUAUAGUUGUGACCACAAUGAACAGCCUCUAUUGACUUUUAGAGGAUCAGCCUUCUCUUUGUUGACCUCUGGGUCUUUGGCUGCUCAACACAUGCUAUUUUUACUGAAAAUACAAUGCACGCUAAGAUUUGUUUUUCUGUUACAAUACAAAGAAAACUGCUAAAUUAAGAAACAUAGAAGCAACACAGUUUACAAGCGACAAAGUUUGCUUCAUGACAUAUAGGUGAAAGUAUAGAAUAUAAUGGCUUCCCUUUCACUUGUACAGCAUCCUACCAACACACUAGCUCUCUAGAUGUGUUCCUGCUCACAGCAUCCCACCAACACACUAGCUCUCUAGAUUUGUUCCUGCUCACAGCAUCCCACCAACACACUAGCUCUCUAGAUGUGUUCCUGCUCACAUAGUAGUUGAUUGUUUCUUUUGAAACACCACACCGACAAAGAUAUUUAAAAAAAAUCGAGAUAAUUUGAGUAAUGUUAAAAUUGAAUUGAACUGUGAAAACAUUAAGAAUGCAUAAUGAAAGUGCAUGCUCAACGGGGGAUUCAAUUUCCAUUCUCCUUCUCAUUUUGUGUCAGGGUCUUUGCUUUGUCUCAUUGCAGUAAAGUGAUCCUAAAGUCCAUCAAUAAGACCAAAUGGAGGCACAGUACUGUAAGUUGAGAUCCUGACCACCAACGUCCCAACAGAUGAGAUCGGUCAGAAUCGGGGUCCAAAACGGGUCUUGAAAAUCAUGAAAAUGGUCCAAACUGGUCCUGAUAAUGAAAAUGUUUAUAUAAUUAACCCAAAGCAUCCAAAGAAAAAGAACAACGAUCGGAAGGUCUUUCGUUAAAGAGGGUCGACUGAUGUGCUUUAGGCAUUCUCUCUUAUUAACCAUUUGUUUUCUGUCUGUCAUACAGAGGGGUCGGGGGUCAGGGGUUGUGGGGGGGGGGGGGGGGGGGGGGGGGGGGGGGGGUUGUUGAUGCCUACCCAGGGCAUUCCGGUCUACAUGGACAGUCCCAUGUAGACCAUAGGGAGUCACUGAUUGAUCCAAUGCGAGCUAGCUCACUUCCACUUGUGGGAGCAUUUUCGCUAGUCUCCCUUAGUCUGGUUUUUUUCUUGUAAAAAUAACUUAUUUUGCCCUUUUUUACUCUAUGUUACUAACAUGCUUUGAAAAACAACAACUAACAUGUCAUUCAUGGAAUGUGUCAUAUAACUAACCAAUCUCUUUUUUUUACGUUUAUUAACAACAACAACAACCACAAUGUACUAACCUUUGGUAGUUAACCAUCAUCUCUUUUUUGAGUAAGUAUCGUUAUUCUGUUGACAGUUUUUCAUUUCCUUUCUCCCCCCUCUCCACAAAGCACUCAGGCAUUGGACACGCUAUGGUAAACAAACUCCAUUGUUCGGUAGAUAUCAUUCUAAUUGUUUCUUAGUUUGGGUUUGCCGUGGGUUUCUUUUCUAUCUUUUCUUACUGUAGACGUCAUUAACAAAACAAAGGGAACGGCGGUUGGUACUCUUUCUGCUUACCUUUUGACCUCCUUUUUAUUUUGACUCUAUUUUCAUUCGUUGGUUGGUUUUCACCACUUCCUGUUAUUUUUACUUCCUGUAUCCUGUCCAGUCACAUUUUUAGGGGCAUCGUUUCAAGCCUUUUGCAUCAAGCAGUGGUUAUCAAAGGAGGACCAAUGUCUGUCUCCUGCCUGGCUGGCCUGAUGCUCAUUGGCUCAGCCAGUGUUCUAUUUCCCAUUCACUCUGCAUGGCACUCCGAAUGCUGCUCUGUAUGCUGCACAUGCUCACACUGCCCACUAUUCGUCCAGGCCAGCUGUCAUUUUCAUUGGUGCUUUUUCUUCUGGUCCCUCGUUGUAAUUUUUUCAGCACGAUCCACCCAUCAUCUGCUUCUGCAUGCAUCCGACACGAGCACAAAGUGUCAGACUAAAACGAUUAGCAGACCUAUUAGCAGACACUAUCUUGGGAAAUGUGUAUUUUUUUGUGCUUGCAACUGCUUACUUUUGUAUUUCUGAAAAAACUAAUUUCUGGGUAUCAUUAACCAAACGCUAAACAUGUAGUUGUGGCUUCUACUUGCUUGUUGCUUUCUAUAUCCAACCCACUUGCACACUAUUAUUUUUUUCCCCAUUUGAAAACAAACUGCUGAUUAACUUUUACUAAUAUGUAACCCUAGCAAAACUAACCUAGAUAACAUUCUACUAACACCAUUUUUGUGUCUGCUGAAAUUACUUUUGAGUUGCAGUAGGGGCUAACAUACUAACACACUUAGUCUGGGGCAACUAACUAACUCCCUAGCUAACUAGCUGUAUCAUUCCCUUGGAGGGCUAGCCGUCUACUUCUCAAACUACUAAUCCUAAACUGGACAAAAUAAACAAAAAACAAGAAAAGAAAAAAAACAGACAUGAAAAUGGGUUUCUACAAUCUUUACCAAACAUCUAUAGAAGAACAAUUAAACUAUCAGAAGUCUAUGAAAGAGGCAUAAAGCCGCUGGACUGAGAGCUCUGAUAGGCUUUCAGAGUAUAGCGUGUCCUUUCCCUGUGCUUUGUUGUCUAGGUAACUAUAUCCGUGGAUGGGAUACUGACCACCACAGGGUACACUCAAGAGGAUUACACCAUGCUAGGCUCCGACGACUUUUUCUAUGUUGGCGGGAGUCCUAGCACCGCUGACCUGCCUGGAUCACCUGUGAGCAACAACUUUAUGGGUUGUCUGAAAGAGGUAAACACCAUCACACUGCACAGUGAUCUCAGG